Vicia villosa (hairy vetch) is the source of this 2015-nucleotide messenger RNA. Its product is annotated as probable sphingolipid transporter spinster homolog 2. The transcript has 16 exons. The record is from RefSeq and is a predicted model, not a curated record. NCBI's taxonomy places the organism in Eukaryota, Viridiplantae, Streptophyta, Magnoliopsida, Fabales, Fabaceae. Gene Ontology annotation, molecular function: transmembrane transporter activity. Gene Ontology annotation, cellular component: membrane. The coding region runs from base 137 to 1621 and encodes 494 amino acids. Gene Ontology annotation, biological process: transmembrane transport.
UAUACAAUUUGUAGCGGUUUGGACUGAUCUCAGACGAUGAUGAUUGCGUGACGAUACAAAAAACGAAACUUAAAGCCAAACACUUAACUUCAACUCUUGUUUAUUUCCAAUUCCAAAUCCAAACCACAACUUCAAUAUGGUACCCAAAUCUGCUCAAACUUCCCAUCCUUCUUGGUUCACGCCCAAAAGGCUUCUAGGUAUAUUUUGUUUCAUAAACUUGAUUAACUAUGUGGAUCGUGGAGCUAUAGCUAGCAAUGGUGUUAAUGGAAGUCUUGCAACUUGUACUGAUUCUGGUGUUUGUACUUCCGGUACUGGAAUUCAGGGAGAUUUUAACUUGAACAAUUUUCAAGAUGGAGUUCUUUCAUCUGCAUUUUUGGUUGGACUUUUAAUUGCUUCUCCAAUAUUUGCUUCUCUUGCCAAAAGUCACAAUCCAUUCCGGCUUAUUGGUGUUGGAUUGUCUGUUUGGACAUUUGCGAUAGCUGGAUGUGGCAGUUCUUUUGAUUUUUGGUCUAUUGCAAUAUGCCGAAUGCUAGUCGGUGUAGGUGAGGCUUCCUUCAUAAGUCUCGCAGCACCAUUCAUUGAUGACAAUGCCCCUGCUGCACAGAAAACAGCAUGGCUUGCUACAUUUUACAUGUGUAUACCAGCUGGAACUGCUCUGGGAUAUGUUUAUGGUGGAGUGGUUGGAAGCCAAUUUAACUGGCGUGUUGCAUUUUGGGGUGAGGCAAUUUUUAUGCUUCCUUUUCCCAUAUUGGGUUUUUUAAUAAAGCCAUUGCAGUUGAAAGGAUUUGCUCCCGUGGAAUCCAAGCAGACACUAACAUCUAACGGAGCAAAUGUUUCAGAAAAUGGAGCUGAUGGCAUGCCUUCUGUAGAUCAAGCCUUUAUCAGAGGAUCCAGCUUAACAUCCAACUUAAGGAAUCAGUUCACCAGAUUCUCGAAAGAUAUGCAAGAGCUUUUGUAUGACCGUGUGUAUGUUAUAAAUGUUCUAGGGUACAUAUCAUUCAAUUUUGUCCUUGGAGCUUACUCUUACUGGGGGCCAAAGGCUGGAUAUAGUAUAUACCAUAUGAGUAAUGCUGACUUGUUGUUUGGAGGUAUUACAAUUGUUUGUGGGAUUUUUGGGACUCUAGCUGGAGGCUUGAUUCUUGAUAAGAUGACUUCAACAAUCUCAAAUGCUUUCAAGCUUCUUUCUGGAGCAACAUUUCUAGGGGCAAUCUCUUGUUUGAUUGCUUUCCUUUUCAAGGGCUUGUCUGGUUUUAUUGUCUUCUUCUCUGUGGGUGAACUGCUGAUAUUCGCAACCAUGGCUCCGGUAAAUUAUGUUUCUCUCCGUUGUGUAAAACCAAGUUUGAGGCCGCUGGCUAUGGCAAUCUCUACGGUGUCAAUCCAUAUUUUUGGUGAUGUCCCUUCCGCACCACUUGUUGGGGUCCUGCAGGAUUAUGUCAACGACUGGAGGAAAACAUCUCUUUGUCUAACAUCUAUUUUCUUUCUUGCUGCUGUAAUAUGGUUCAUAGGAAUCUUUUUGAAAACUAAGGAUCUGUUGAACGAAGAUGACGAAGACCAAUCGACAACAACUCUAAUAGGGGAAAGAAAGCCAUUGCUUGAAGCAAGCAGCUCCAGUCAAGCCUAGUUUCCUACACUUUUAUUACUAAUGACAUGCUUACAUUUGCAAAAAUUAAAUUACCCUGGUUUAUCCUUCAAGAGGUGAAAAUUGGCAGCAUCUUUACUCUAAUAGUCAGUCAUACAGAAAAUGGUGGACAGUGCUUUUGAUACUUGUUGGUGAUGAGGAUAUUGGAACAAAUUUUCAAGUCUUGCAACCACUCAUCAUGAUCAAAUUGUUGUUUCGCUCCUCAAAAGUAUUUUCAAGUCUUGUAAGUAUUGCAAUUCUCAAAUCUUAUCAUGAAAAAGAAACUAUUAGUGGAUAUUUGUUAUUCCAUGUAAUUAUUGUAAUUAAAGUACUGACUUUAAAGAAAAAGAAAAACUAGCAGCAGAUAUCUUCUGCUGGGAAUGUGUACUUGCUCAAA